This is a messenger RNA of Thyridium curvatum, 2955 nucleotides long. RefSeq lists its product as uncharacterized. Lineage: Eukaryota; Fungi; Ascomycota; Sordariomycetes; Thyridiales; Thyridiaceae. Gene Ontology annotation, biological process: mRNA 3'-end processing by stem-loop binding and cleavage. The coding region runs from base 1 to 2955 and encodes 984 amino acids. The record is from RefSeq and is a predicted model, not a curated record. Gene Ontology annotation, molecular function: RNA binding. Gene Ontology annotation, cellular component: mRNA cleavage and polyadenylation specificity factor complex. The transcript has 2 exons.
AUGUUUACUUUCUGCCCCUUGCAGGGCGCCCAGUCCGAGUCGACGGCAUCGCAGUCCAUCCUCGAGCUCGAUGGCGGCGUCAAGGUGCUCAUCGACGUCGGUUGGGACGAGUCUUUUGACACCGAGAAGCUUCAGGAGCUGGAGAAACAAGUGCCCACUCUCUCUUUGAUACUUCUCACGCAGGCCACGAUCCCUCACCUGGCCGCCUAUGCACAUUGCUGCAGGAACUUCCCUCUCUUCACGAGGAUACCUAUAUACGCGACGCGCCCCGUCAUCGACCUUGGACGGUCCCUGCUUCAGGACCUUUACUCUACAACACCCCUCGCUGCCACUACCAUCCCUCGCAGCUCUCUCGCUCAAGUCUCAUAUUCUACAUCGCAAGCCCUUCCCGCCGACCAGGACUUCCUUCUACAGCCUCCGACCCCCGAAGAGAUCGCCAAGUACUUCUCGCUCAUCCGUGAUCUCAAAUACUCACAGCCCACCGUCGUGCCGACUCCCACCUUCUCAUCUCCGCUCAACGGCCUCACGAUCACCGCGUACAACUCUGGAAGAUCCUUGGGUGGUACGAUCUGGCACAUCCAGCAUGGCCUGGAGUCUAUAGUCUAUGCAUGCGACUGGGGUCAGUACAAGGAAAAUGUCUUUUCUGGCGCUGCAUGGAUGGGCGGCCAUGGAGGUGGCUCAGAAGUCAUUGAGGCUCUACGCAAACCGACCGCGCUGGUGUGCAGCAGCAAGUCUCCCAAUAUCGCACGCCCAGGCGAAAGGGAUCAGGAGCUGUUGGCCACGGCCCGGCUGGCACUGGAACGCGGCGGUACCGUUCUCAUCCCCGUCAACUCGGAUGCGCGGGUCGUCGAGCUCGCCUACUUUCUAGAGCACGAGUGGAGGAAAGAUUCCACGGCGGAAAACGCUGCUCUCUCCAGGUCGAAGCUCUUUCUAGCUGGCCGCGGCGUCAAUAAUGUCAUGCGACACGCUCGGAGCAUGCUGGAAUGGAUGAACGAAGGCAUCGUGCAAGAGUUUGAAAUCGCUGCAGACACAUCGAGGCGGGUCAACGGCAGCUCUGGUGGAUCAAAGGGAAAGGAGGCCGGGCCCUUUGACUUCCGACAUCUACGCUUGUUGGAGAGGAAAGCUCAAGUCGAAAAGCUGCUAGGCCAGGAGCUCGAAGGUGGGGAAGGGAGCGGCAGGAUCAUCCUCGCAAGCGACACAAGUCUAGAAUGGGGAUUUUCCAAGGACGUCCUGAAACGAAUUGCUGACGAUCCGAGAAAUAUGGUCAUCCUCACCGAGGUGCCCAAUCUCAGUACCAACAACCGUCCUUCCUUGGCCAGGACCUUGUGGGGAUGGUGGGCGGAAACAAACGGCGCUGAUGUUGCAGACAAGCCUCAGUCAAGCGACCCCGUAUCCGGCAAUGGCCGGGAGGUUGAAGUUACGGAAGUCACUCGGCAAGCGCUCGCAGGCGAAGAGCUCACUCUGUACCAGCAGUGGCUUGCAACUCAGCGGCAACUGCAGGCUACGCUCCAGACCGGGGGAGGGGCCUCGCUCGAGGCAGCCGCCGACCUGAACGACGACAUCUCUUCAGAGUCAUCCUCAGACUCGGAUGAGUCGGAUAAUGAACAGCAGGGUAAAGCGCUCAACCUGUCGACCACUAUCGGGCAGGCGAGCAGGAAGAAGGUCGUGCUGACGGACGAGGACCUGGGCAUCAACAUCCUGCUCAAGAAGAAGGGCGUGUACGACUUUGACGUGCGCAACAGGAAAGGCCGCGAAAGGAUGUUCCCGGUCACGAUCAGGAGAAGACGGAAUGACGAGUUUGGUGAGCUCAUCAGGCCCGAGGACUACUUGCGAUCCGAGGAACGGGAAGAGGAAGAGAACGAGGCGCAGGCUACCGGUGGCGGUGACCAAGAUAACCUAGGCAAGAAGAGGAAGUGGGAUGAUAUCGCAACCAACAAGACCGGUUCAGGCACAGGCAAAAGACCCCAGCUCAACCGGGCGGCAUCCGUGGACGAUCAGGCCGCUGAUGCAGCCCCAGACGGACCUGCAGACGACCUAGACGAUGCCGGCGAAGACGAGGAGGAUCAGCCGUUGGGUCCGUCGAAGCUCAUCACCUCCAAGGAAAAGCUGGCCAUCAAGCUGCGCAUCGCCUACGUAGACUACUCGGGCCUGCACUCGGAGCGCAACCUCGAGAUGCUCCUCCCGCUGAUCCAGCCCAGGAAGCUGAUCCUCAUCGGCGGCAGCAGCCGGGAGACGGCGGCCGUCACGGCCACGUACAAGAACAUUGUGAGCACGAGCCGCGGCGUCUCGGAAGACGAGGUCGACGUCCUGACGCCCGAGAUCGGCACCACUGUCGACGCCAGCGUCGACACAAACGCCUGGGUCGUCCGGCUCGCCGACCAGCUGGUCAAGCGCCUCAAGUGGCAGAACCUGCGCGGCCUGGGCAUCGUCACCCUGACGGGCCAGCUGCUCGGGCCGGCAACGGCGGCCGCGAAGGAAGAGGAAGAGGAGUCACCGUCGGGCCACCACCACGAGGCCGGGGACGAAGAGGGCGCCAACAAGCGCAUCAAGACCGAGAGCGGCGACCACAACGUCUCGGCCGACUCCGAGGACGACCCUCAGCACGGCGCCAAGACCGGGGCCCCCGCCGCGGCCCUGCCCACGCUCGACGUCCUGCCGACGGCCAUGACGUCGGCGGCGCGGUCCGCGGCCGCGCAGCCCCUGCACGUCGGCGACCUGCGGCUGGCGGACCUGCGGCGCGCGAUGCAGUCGUCGGGCCACACGGCCGAGUUCCGCGGCGAGGGCACGCUCGUCGUCGACGGCGCCGUGGCCGUCCGGAAGACGACGACGGGCCGCGUCGAGGUCGAGAGCAUCGGCCUGCCGACGGACGGCGGCCCGGCCACGCAGGUCGGCGGGACGUUUUACGCCGUCAAGAAGAUGAUCUACGACGGCCUGGCUGUCGUUGCCGGUGGUUAA